CUUCCUCUAGUGUUUGGAAGCCGUGAGGGUUUCUCGUGCAUAUUUUCUUUUUAUUCUUCUACGACCGCCUUUAUGACCGCUCAAGAUACUACCGACGAAGAGACGCCCCUCCUCCAGCAGGAGGGGGAAAAUCACCCCAAGAAGCGUACAGCCAUUCCAUGGGCACAAGUAUCCCUGCUCCUUGUUCUUCAAUUGUCAGAGCCCCUCACAUCACAAGUCAUAUAUCCCUUUGCUCCUGAGUUUGUGAGGAAGUCUGGGGUCACACACGGAGAUGAGUCCAGAGUGGGCACGUAUGUAGGGUUGAUGCAAUCCAUCUUCUAUGCUACCCAAGCGAUGACUGUCCUUCACUGGAGUCGCACGUCCGACAUUGUCGGCAGAAAACCUGUCAUUUUGACAGGAUUAUUCGGGCUUUCAAUCUCGAUGUAUUGUUUCGGUUUGAGCAGGACGUAUUGGGGCGCCGUGGCAAGUCGAAGCUUCAACGGUGCGCUCAACGGCAACAUCGGUGUUUUGAAAUCGAUGGUAGCAGAGAUUGCGGACCCCACGAACCUUGCUCAGAUCUAUGCGCUCCUACCUAUUUCCUGGCUCACUGGCUCUGUUUUGGGCCCCAUGGUUGGCGGUUCUCUUUCUCGGCCCGCAGAACGAUUCCCCGACACAUUUGGCCACUCAGAAUUCCUCAAGAAGUAUCCUUACUUCCUCGCCUGCGCUGUCCCGGCGACUUUCUCCGCACUUGCAUGGGUCAUCACCUUCACAUUCCUCAAAGAGACCGUACGUUCACCCACGCCGAUUCGCCGAUUAUUCACCUCGAAGAAGAGCAAACAAGAGCUCGCAGACGAGGCCUCCGCGCCGCCGGUGGAUGAAGCAGACAAACCAUAUCCUAUACAUGCCCUCUUGGUUCCGCGUGUCCUCAUAGCAUCUGCUAACUAUGCUUCCCUCUCUCUGAUGGACAUCGCAUACCGUGCCGUUCAGCCACUGUUCUUCUCCACGCCCAUAGAGAUGGGCGGGCUCGGCCUGUCCCCUCCCGUUAUCGGCUACCUCCUCGCCUUCUUUGGUCUUUUCAAUGGCUUGUUCCAAAUCUUCUUCUUCGCCAGGAUCAAUGACCACUUCGGGACGAAGAAGGUUUUCGUGGCAGGCAUGCUUACCUUCAUUCCGGUUUUUGCUCUGUUCCCCAUUAUGAGUGCACUAGCCAAGGAGGCGCAAGCAGUGACUACACUCGUGUGGAUCAUUGCCGGUUUCCAAACCCUGCUGUCGAUUGCUGUCUCGCUCUCAUAUGGAUGUUCCUUCAUUUUCAUUGCCGCUUCAUCCCCGAACAAGGCCUCUCUCGGUGCCACGAACGGUAUCGCCCAACUCGGUACAUCAGUCAUGAGAACGAUUGGCCCGGCCGCAGCAAACUCGCUGUUCUCGCUGUCGAUGAAGCACGGAAUUCUCAACGGGUAUUUCGUCUAUCUUGUGCUUACAAUAGCUUCUGGUGUGGCGGUGGCGUUCUCUACGACCCUCCCGACGCAGGUGUGGAGGAAGUAGGUGGCUUGGUGCGGUUUCACGACUUACGACUUUUCCCAAACCAGCACUUGGUUCUUUCUUUUUUUAUGGAUGCAAUUCUUUAGAUAUCUCCCGCUGCAUUCACAUGUUUAUACUCUUUCACUAUUUUUCGGAUCAAUCAUCAUUUCCAGGGGAUGUUUCUGCCAUGCAUAUCGUCUGGAUACCAAAAAAGAACGAGUACUUAGGAGCCCGAUUUUAACUCCGUUCUCUUCAUGAUCGCUACUGUUAGCACACAAAUACAAAAGUGC
Stereum hirsutum FP-91666 SS1 is the source of this 1784-nucleotide messenger RNA. RefSeq names its product MFS general substrate transporter. The record is from RefSeq and is a predicted model, not a curated record. Gene Ontology annotation, molecular function: transmembrane transporter activity. Gene Ontology annotation, biological process: transmembrane transport. The coding region runs from base 73 to 1518 and encodes 481 amino acids. NCBI's taxonomy places the organism in Eukaryota, Fungi, Basidiomycota, Agaricomycetes, Russulales, Stereaceae. The transcript is spliced from 11 exons.